Messenger RNA from Thrips palmi, 2217 nucleotides. Its product is annotated as RING finger protein 121. The transcript has 8 exons. The record is from RefSeq and is a predicted model, not a curated record. Gene Ontology annotation, molecular function: metal ion binding; ubiquitin protein ligase activity. NCBI's taxonomy places the organism in Eukaryota, Metazoa, Arthropoda, Insecta, Thysanoptera, Thripidae. Gene Ontology annotation, cellular component: Golgi membrane; endoplasmic reticulum membrane. Bases 103 to 1074 code for a protein of 323 amino acids.
ACACCUUCCCCGUGUCAUGACGUAGCAGCAGAAGACGGCGACGGCGACGGGACGGCGGCCGAUGACCGAUUGUGUAGGUUGGGAAUCUCAAGACCUGUCACAAUGUCAAGAAAAAUACUUGAACAUCAUAUAAAGGGGCUAAAUAUGACUCCUGAAGAACUGGAAGCUUUAACACCUGAAGAGAGAUGGAGAAUUGAACAUGCAAAAGUUUACGAGCAACAUAGAGGACAUGAUUCUAUGCAUGCAGAAAUGGUCCUUAUAUUCAUUGUAGUUCUAAUAAUAGCUCAAAUAGUAUUGGUUGAAUGGAAAAGGCGACAUCACAAGUCAUACUUGCUUGUCACUCUUUUGACCAUGUGGCUGCUACCUAUGGGACUUAGUAUGCACAACAAGUACUGGAGAUUUAUCUUCAUUUGGCUCUUGUUCUCUUGCAUCAGUGGGUUGGUAAUGGUAAAAGCUGUGCAGAAGCCAAUUCAACAAACUACUCCAAGAUUGGUCUAUAAAUGGUUUUUGUUCAUUUACAAGUUGAGUUGUGCAGUGGGUUUAGUAGGAUAUGUUAUAAUGAUGAUGACUUUCCUAGGAGUCAAUUUGAUUUUUGAUUCUAAACCACACAAAUGGAUGGAUUGUGCGAUUUUACUGGUUUUCUAUAGUAUGUACUAUGGUGUCUUAGGCAGAGACCUAUCAGAGAUUUGUGCAGACAAAAUGGCAGCUCAUGUCGGGUACUACACUGAGGAAGGUAUCCCGACUCGUCAUCUGGAACCUGGGGUCUGUGCAGUUUGUGGCAAUAAGUUACUGGUAUCUGAAAAUGAGGAAGGUGUCAUAGAAAACACUUUCAAAUUGUCAUGUCAGCAUGUAUUUCAUGAGUUUUGCAUAAGAGGUUGGUGUAUAGUUGGCAAAAAGCAGACAUGCCCUUACUGCAAGGAGAAAGUGGAUCUCAAAAAGAUGUUCUGCAAUCCCUGGGACCGACCUCAUAUUCUCUAUGGACAUUUCUUGGAUUGGAUUCGCUGGCUUGCAGCUUGGCAACCUUUGAUCAUGUUUUUAGUGCAAGGAAUCAAUUGGAUGCUUGGUCUUGAGUGAUGGAUAAGGAUGUCCUCUUCUCUAUAACUAUUGGUGGAAUGGUUAUUCCAUUCAGUUCAAUUACAUUCCAUAGACCCUCUUCCCUACUUUCUUGGGAUAUUUUUAAUUUCAACUUAAACUGGAUUGCAAUACAUCAAAAGUGCAUAUUCAACCAUUUUGUUGCUUAUGUGUAUUUGAACUUCUCUCAGAGGAUUAUAUUCAGCACUUGUAAGAUUGGGAGAGAAAACUUGCAAUUACUUUUGCAAUGUUGAUGUGAUGAAUCCCCCAUUUAUUGUGAAUUUCUUGCUUUUUUUCAUUACUCACCCGUUUGAAACAUGCCCUAUUAUUAAUGUGUGGAGGCUUUUGUGAUAGUGCUAAGUUCUGCACAUUGCUUGAGAUUUUUCUUGAACGUCCUUGUCAUAAGCGUUCAGAAUUGUAAAUGAAUUUGUUGUUUAUAGUCCUUAAGUAUGGUUAAAAAUUGUCCUAUGUAAUGGUUUUUAGAUAAGCUUGUUAAGUUUUAAGUUGUUUUUUUUCCUGUCUGACUCACAAGCAGUUACUGCUUGUAAACUUAAAGCCACCCUGCAAUGGUUUAUUGACUGGCUAUUUCAUGUAGUUUUGAGUCUUAAGUACUCUCCUAUAACUUUUGUAUUUUUUCUUUUUUAACUGAUGUGCAAACCAAUUUGCAAACAGACUAUGAGAUUUUGUAUCAAACUGAACUCUUGCUAUGCCUGAAGAAUAACCAAUUUUAAAAGAAGAAAUCACAUUAUUAACUAGCACUGAGUUGUUGGAAUGGGAACUUCCUUCAAGCAAAUAUGAAAUCAAAAUCAGGCUAAAUCAGUGAUUUUACUUUGCUUUGUUCUUCGUGAUACUCGUUUUGAUAUCUUACUCGAGUCUUGGAUAGAUGUAAUUACUUCAUGAUUUUGAAUUCAAUUAGUGUGUAAUUUGUAUUAAAUUAAAAAAAGGCGUGCUCUAUCAUUCAACAGAGUGGUCUGGUGUGGUAUGUCAACUGUUUUCUAAAUCAACGAAGAUUGAUUUGCUAGUCCUUGUGUAUAUUUUACCUGUUAUCUGUCUCACAUUAUUGUGCGGCAUGGUUUAUUUUUAUAUUCUUCAUGUUGAAGCACAGAUUAAAGACCAUCGGAGUUCCUUACGGGAUCUAAGAUUUAA